Effrenium voratum is the source of this 4959-nucleotide messenger RNA. The record is from the annotation of a GenBank genome assembly. NCBI's taxonomy places the organism in Eukaryota, Dinophyceae, Suessiales, Symbiodiniaceae.
AUGAACAGCGCGGCACAAUUCGCCCGCACCUUGCAGCGGAACGUCUCCCUCUACUUCCCCUUCCUGGCGUAUUAUCACAUCUCAUUUUUUAGGUCGGACCUUUUUGACGUGCCAAGACUUGGCGGUCUUGCGCAGAGUGGGUUUCCCGGAGACUUGGAAGACGCCCUGGGCGACUCGUCAGCUGCCGCAGCGCUGACAUUGAAAGCACUGGUCUCUGGGGUGCUGAUCGCAGCUGAUCCUGAUGGCCUCACUGCGAGAUCCACCUUGUUGUUUGCCAACUUGUUGGCCGAUGACUGGCUCCGUCUGGACUGGAAGCGGGAGUUGGACUGCUCGACCUCCCGUCGCUUCUGCUGGCCGGUCUUUGGAGCUCUUGCCACACUGCGAGACUCAGCUUGGCCUCCUGCCGAGUUUUGCUCUGCAGCGACAAGCUUCUCGGAAGCUUUGCAGAAGGCGGUGCAGAGCAACGAGGCGGUGGAUUUGAUGCUGAGCCUGGACUUCUUGGAGAUGCCUCCUGCGAGCUGCGGACAUGCUGGCGCAGAUGUGCUGCGUGCCGCCGCCAGUCUGGCAGUGGCAGACUGGGUACGCCAGGCGGCAGCGCAAGAAGGAGUGGAUCCAGACGUCUCAGCUGUGCAAGAUGCUGUGGGCACAGCUCAAGACCUGCUGCAAAGCUUCGCAGGAUCCCCCCUGCUGGGCUUGGCGGGCUUAUCCGCUGCUCCUGGCGGCGCAGAGCUCUUGUGGCUGCUGGACAGGCUACAAUGUGCGUCAGAGGUGGCCAUCGAUGGGAAGGCACACAGAUCUUGGCUCGGAGCGGAGAACAUCGGUAUGAAGAAUGACGUGGACAUCCGCUACGUGGUUUCGGUCUUUCCACAUCGAGAGCUUGUAUCCGAUUUCCUGCGGGCGCGUCAAGUACCAUACUGCAACGAGUCCAUCCUGCGAGCCGCGCAGCGUCUAGCACGAAGACUCCAGCAGACCGGAGCACGCUCGGUGCGGGUGGUGGAGGUGGGUGCAAACCUCGGGGAUUGCUCGCUAUGGAUCGCAAGGCGUCUCCAAGCAGUGCCCAGCCUGCGCAGCAUCAAGGUCAUCGCGCUGGAGGCGGUGCCAUCUGCUGCCACGCUCUUUGCGCAGUCCGUGCAGCGCAACGACCUGGCAGGCAUCAUCCAGGUGCAGAAAGUCGCAGCUGGGGCCAGGAGGGGCAAAGUGCGGCUGCAGGCCAAACCCAUGAGCUCCAACUCCUUCACGGCUUCGGAGGCUGAAGCAAAGGACGCAGCUAUUUCUACAGAAGCCUUGGAUGACAUCGUGCCCUAUGCCAGCAUCGACAUGCUGAUAAGUCACACCAACGGGCAAGAGCUGUCGAUCCUCCGCGGAGCCAAGCGUCUCAUGAGAUCUCGCAAGCUGGUGGUUAUCUUGCAGCUCUACGGAGCUGACACGGGCAUCAUCCGGGACGCUUCCUAUGACCCUGCCCGGCCAGUGAGAUGGCUGGUGGACAGGGGCUUCCAGGUGUCCAUUCUUCAGCGGAUGGGUCAGCGGGUGUCCGCGCCCGGCAAGCUGCGACGUCUGACGCGGCAGCGGGUCAUGAACGUGCUUGCCAUUCCCAGAACGCAAAGGCGCCGGCUUCUGGCUUCUCCUUUAACUUCUCCUCAGCCGCCGGCGCGGGAGUGUUUGGACCUGACGGUGGAGCGGCCAAACUCCUGGGCGGAGGUGGAUGGCCGAGUCCUGAGGGAGAACUUGCACAUCGUGCGGAUGUACCUGACCCGGACCUUCGGAGAAGCCCCGCCCAUGGGGGCGGUGCUGAAGGCGAACGCGUAUGGACAUGGAGCUGUACUGGCAGGACGUGUCUUUGCCUCCGCGAAGAUCGACGCGCUCUUCGUCUCCGAAAUCGAGACUGGGCUGAUGCUGCGCACGGCGCCCGAGGUGAGCAUGGCCCUGCCAUUGGUUUUGCUGUACCGGGCGCCGGGGAGGGACAGCAUCUGCGCGCUGGCAAAGGCCAACAUCACUGUGUCCGUGCUAUCCAUGGCCUGGCUACGUGAGGCCGUGGCAUGGCCGGCCUGCGCCUUGCGGCUCAGGCUCCAUUUGAUGGUCGAUACAGGCCUCAACCGCGAGGGCCUUGCGGUCCAGGAGGUGGCCGAAGGGGCAGCUCUGGUCCUCGGAAUGUGGCCCCAUUGGUCGCUGGACGGCUUCUACACACACUGGUGCUGUGUGUAUGAUCCUGCCGAGAUGCACCGCUCACUGCUUGUGUUUGAGCGGGGCUUGGCGAAUGUGCAGGACAUCAGAGCAGCUUUUGGCAAGCCCGCUGGUAGCCAACCCUUCACAGUUCACACUUCUAGCAGCUCCAGUGUGCUCUUUGGCGUCCACUACGACCUGCUCAGAGUGGGCGGGCUCCUCUUCGGCGACGUGACGAUUUCAGAUGGCGGUGGGGGUGCGACGUCUCUCCCUGGGCCCCAUCGGACGCUUCUUUGGAAGAGCCACAUCACGGCGUUGCGUUGGUCGGUGCCUGGGGAGCGCUUCUCCCGCUGCACUGCCUCCAACUGCCAAGCCGGGCCCAGCUUUCAGCGCCGCGUGCUGCUGGGCCUGGUCCCGGUGGGCGCCUUCGAGUUCAGCGACUCCAACGUGGUCAGCGGUGCGUUUCGGGAGAAACUGCCUUUGCUUGAGAAGUCUACAGACAGCCUGCUGGUGGAAAUCCCCAGUACGACUCGCACCUUCCAGCAAGCGUUUGAAGGCAUGGAGGUUCUUCUUUGUGCCGAGAACUGCGUGCAGGGGCUGUUCAAUGUGCCGGAGCACGUGCCGAGAAUUUUGGUGCAGGAUCCGCAAGUAAGGGCGUGUACCAACAUCCCUGGCUGCGCUCGUUCCAGGUACGCUCCAUCAGGCGACAGCUUUUACCCAGUCGAGUUGAAUGGAACCGUGUUUGACUCCUUCAACCUGCGUGUGGUCUUCGAGAGAGACAAGACCGGCUUUGAAGAGAGCAAGGAGUUUCCAAUUCGCACCAACACCGUGGUGGCUGCCAGGUAUCAGAUCAUCGAAUACCUGGGAUCUGCCGCCUUCUCGCGUGCAGUACAAUGUUUAGACCUGGACACGAACAAGAUGGUGUGUAUGAAGAUCAUCAAGAACGACAAGGACUUCUUAGACCAGUCCCUGGAUGAGAUCAAGCUGUUGAAGUACAUCAACGUGAAUGGUGAUGUCGACAACAACCAUGUUUUGCGCCUUUACGAUCAUUUUUAUCACAAGGAGCACUUGAUCAUUGUUACGGAGCUGCUCCGCGACAAUUUAUAUGAGUUUAGCAAGUACAACCGGGAGUGUGGUGAUGAGCCAUACUUCACCAUCGGGCGAUUGCAGAAGAUCUCCAAUCAGAUUCUGACGGCGCUGGGAUACGUGCACUCCCUGCGGCUGAUCCAUUGCGACCUGAAGCCUGAAAACAUCCUGAUCAAGUCCUACAGCAGAUGUGAGGUCAAGGUCAUCGACUUUGGGUCCUCGUGCUUUGUGGACGACCACCUCUCUUCCUAUGUGCAGUCUCGGUCCUACCGCGCCCCUGAGGUGAUGCUGGGCCUGCCCUACGAUCAGAAGAUCGACCUGUGGUCCUUGGGCUGCAUCAUCGCGGAGCUGUGGACAGGCUACGUGCUUUUCCAGAACGACUCAGUUCAGAGUCUGCUGGCUCGAAUCCUGGGCAUCGUCGGCGACUUUCCGUACCCCAUGAUGACCAGCGGGAAGUACGUCCCACAGUACUUCACUCAGGACGGCCAGCUGUACCAGGAGAUCGAAGGGCAGCCUUGCCCAGAGCGAGGGCGUCGCUUGCACCUUCUGGUGCCAAAGAAGACGUCGAUGCGCCAGCGCAUGCGCACUGGGGAUGAAGUCUUUCUGGACUUCCUGACGCAGUUGCUGCAGCUGGAUCCGAGCAAACGGCCCACUGCCGCAGAGGCGUCCAAGCACCCGUUCUUGGCGCCCGGCAGAAUCCCGGACUUCACGGAGGACGCAGAGACGCUUUCAUGGACCGGCCUCGGGCUGGGAGAGGCGGAAGCAUAUCAGGUGAUGUGCUCUUUGCGGAAUCUCGCGGCCAACCAGAAGGACGGCCUCAACAAGCUGAGAUUCUGGGGAAAGGUCUUGGGCACGGAAGCAGACUACUACGUUGCAGAGGCCCAGCGCGACGGCGGCGGGGACGAUGAAGCCGAUCCCGACGCGGAACCCUCCGGCACGGGCGCGAACGUCUUCACCUACUUCGUGACCAACGACUUGGCCGCAGAGUGGCGAAGGUUGCCCGACAUCAAGCCCAAAGAGGUGAUCGCAGCAAGAGCCAUCAAGAGGUUGGUAACGGGCAACGCGGGAUCCAAGGUCAUCACUCAUCCAUACUUUGACGGCAAGGAGGAGGUGUACUUGCGCGCCCAGAUUGCGCGCAUCACCGCAGACACGACGAUUUGCCCCAAGGGCUUCCUGCAGAAGGAGGAAGACGGGGAGAACAUCGAGGAGAACGCGGAGUUUGUAUGCCCAGCUCCUGCCGAGCUGAUGAAAAAGGAGGCUUGGACCCACAUGCAGCCGCACAUCCUGCUCAAUGGGCGUACGACGCACAAAGAGAUCCCGGAGGGCGACACACCCGAGGAGAUCGCUGAGGCUGAAAAGCUCAAAGAGGAGCAGGAGGCCGACCCCGCCCCGCAGGUUUUGCGGGGCCUGCACGAGGAUGGCUUUCAGUGGAGCGUUAAGCAGGCUGGCGACCCCACGUUGUACCGAGCAGCGGAUCCGGCGCUGCCGUUGAGGUCCAGCGUGGUCGUGUAUGCGCGAUCGCUCUCGUGGCCCGGUGCAGUGUGCGCUGUCCGGAACGGCAAGUGGGUGAACUUCUACGUGGGCUAUGGCCUUGCCGCGGUCACCAGCAACUUCUUUCCCAAUGCGCCGCCGGAUGUGCAGGAAGAGCCAGAGGACCCCGGGGAGGUGGAGGAGCCUCAGGGCUCAGAGGAGCCGCCGGCGGAGGAAGGCUGA